Molecule: messenger RNA, 834 nt
Organism: Rhizophagus irregularis DAOM 181602=DAOM 197198
Lineage: Eukaryota; Fungi; Glomeromycota; Glomeromycetes; Glomerales; Glomeraceae
Source: RefSeq, a predicted model, not a curated record
AUGUCUGGAAUUUGUGCAUCUGGAAAAGAAAUUUAUAAAGACAAAAUAGCUAUGAUAAUUGAUAGUGCAUGUAAUAUUUUUAAUUGGAAAAAAUUAAACGAAAAACAGAUAAUAGCAGUUUGGACCAUAGUAAUUAUACCAAGAAUUAAAUAUCAAUUAGCAGCUAUAGUUUUAAACAAAAUGGAAUGUAUAAGUAUAAUGGCAAGAUUAAACGUGAUAAUUAAAAAGAGAGCUGGCUUGAUGAAAACAACACCAAAUUUUGUUUUAUAUGAGAAAGAAAUCUAUGGAGAAAAUAAGAAUAUCAUGUUUUUAGAAAAUAUUCUGGAAGCAGACAGAAUGACACUUAUAAAAUGGAAACACCUAUGUAAAGAAAAAGGUAUUAAAAAUGAAUAUAUUAGACAAGCAGAAAAAAAUAAAAUUCAUAUAAAAUAUUUUGACGAAAAUGAAAAACCAAUUAGGAAUAAAAAUGAAAAUAGUAGAAUAAUAGAAAGAAGAAAAGAAGAAGAUGCAAUUAAACCUUUUGAAAUGUUAAAUAAUAUAAUGUUAAAAAAUGAAUGGUUAAAUAAAUAUAACCAAUUUAUAAAAAAUAAUAAUAUAGAUAUAAUUGAUGAAAAUGACCGAGAAUAUAGAGAAAUAUUAGAUCUAAAAAAGAAAAUGAGAAAAUUAUUGAACGAUAAAAAAAUUUCACAAAUGAUAGAACAUCAUUUUGAAUUAGUUGAAUCAGCACUUUUAACUAAUGAUUAUAAUUUGAUUUGGAAGAAAUGGAUUAUAACAGAAGGUUUUUGGCAAUGGUCAAUGGAGAAAGAAAAUCACAGAUGCGAUAUGGAAAAAUGA